CUCAGGUUAAGUAGAUGUUGGAUGAGACCCACAUGUGCCAAUAAAUAGGGCACAAUUCCCAUUGCCAAUAUCGCACAAAUAAGCACGAUUGGUUCUGCUUCUGAACUUGCAGAGCUUUUUGAGUCUUUCGAUUUUAGAAUCUAUAGCCCUAAAGCACCUCUCCUCAUAGUGUCGACAUGGGUUCAAUCCAAGAACGCAACAUUCUGGUAGAGAAAGUGUGCCAGAUUUAUGACAAAAUCUCAAAGCUUGAAACCCUCAAACCCUCCAAAGAUGUCGACACCCUCUUCUCCCAAUUAGUCCUCACAUGCAUCCCUCCCUCUUCCGUCAACAUCUUAACUUUGCCAAAAGAUAUUCAAGAAAUAAGGUCGAAGCUCAUUAGACUGUGUGGUGAAGCCGAAGGCCAUUUAGAGGCUCAUUUCUCCACCCUUUUAGCCACUUUCCAAAACCCUCUUCACCAUCUGGAUGUUUUCCCAUACUACUCCAAUUACCUCAAACUUAGCCGUCUCGAAUAUGACAUCCUCAGUGAACACUGUUCGGCUCAAUCAUGGCCCCCAAAUCGUGUUGCCUUCGUGGGGUCUGGUCCCUUGCCUCUUACUUCGAUCGUCUUGGCUUCUUAUCAUCUCAAGGAGACAACUUUUCAUAACUAUGACAUUGACAGUUUGGCGAACUCUAUGGCUUCUUGCCUAGUUGCGCCUGAUCCUGACUUGUCACGAAGGAUGAUCUUCCACACCACCGAUAUAAUGGAUGUGACAGAUGAGUUGAAGACAUAUGAUGUGAUCUUUCUGGCUGCACUUGUGGGCAUGGACAUCGUUGAGAAGCUUAAAGUGGUCCAACAUCUGGCUGCGUACAUGACUCCAGGUUCCAUCCUGAUGCUGAGGAGUGCUCAUGGUGCUCGAGCUUUUCUUUACCCUGUCGUUGAACCUCAAGAUCUUCGAGGGUUUGAAGUUCUCUCAGUUUUCCACCCCGAUGAUGAUGUUAUUAAUUCUGUUGUGAUCUCACGUAAGUCUCCUAUGAAUUCAAACAUUGCUCAUAAGCAUCAUCAUCAUCAAUUGGGGAUUAAUGAGUCCAUCAUUCCUUCAAGUUGCAAGUACUGUGAGUUCCAAAUGUUUAACAAUCCCCUUAACCACAUGAUUGAGGAGUUGGCAGUUGACGAGUAGAUGGUGGUAAAGAAAAAAUUUCUCCAAAUAUCAGCUCCUCUCAAUCGACCCCCACAAAAACCUAUCACUCUAUGAUUUUAUUUGUUAUAAACCUUUGUAUGCAUGUCUAACAUAUGUGAGUAAAUUUGAAUUUUGUGUAAUCGUAUAAAAAUUUGCAGAAAUAAAAGAACCCUAGCUAGGUUAUGUUUAA
Lactuca sativa (garden lettuce) is the source of this 1347-nucleotide messenger RNA. RefSeq names its product nicotianamine synthase. The record is from RefSeq and is a predicted model, not a curated record. Gene Ontology annotation, molecular function: nicotianamine synthase activity. Gene Ontology annotation, biological process: nicotianamine biosynthetic process. Lineage: Eukaryota; Viridiplantae; Streptophyta; Magnoliopsida; Asterales; Asteraceae.